Molecule: messenger RNA, 2935 nt
Organism: Nyctereutes procyonoides (raccoon dog)
Lineage: Eukaryota; Metazoa; Chordata; Mammalia; Carnivora; Canidae
Gene: AASDHPPT
Product: aminoadipate-semialdehyde dehydrogenase-phosphopantetheinyl transferase
Exons: 6
Coding region: 94-984 (296 amino acids)
Cellular component (GO): cytosol
Molecular function (GO): holo-[acyl-carrier-protein] synthase activity; magnesium ion binding
Source: RefSeq, a predicted model, not a curated record
ACGCCGGCGUCCGCGCCAUCGGCGAGGGGGUGGCGGCGAGGUCCUCUGUCGGCCGUGGUGUGACCCGCGCCGCGGUCCCGCUCGGUGCCGGCCAUGGAGGGCGUGCGCUGGGCCUUUUCGUGCGGCACCUGGCUGCCGAGCCGCGCAGAAUGGCUGCUGGCCGUGCGGUCCAUCCAGCCCGAGGAGAAGGAGCGCAUUGGCCAGUUCGUCUUUGCCCGGGACGCCAAGGCAGCCAUGGCUGGUCGUCUGAUGAUAAGGAAAUUAGUUGCAGAGAAAUUGAAUAUCCCUUGGAAUAAUAUUCGUUUGCAGAGAACUGCAAAGGGAAAACCAGUUCUUGCAAAAGACUCCUUGAAUCCCUACCCCAAUUUCAACUUUAACGUCUCUCAUCAAGGGGACUAUGCUGUGCUUGCUGCGGAGCCUGAGCUACAAGUUGGAAUUGAUGUAAUGAAGACUAGUUUUCCAGGUCGUGGUUCAAUUCCAGAAUUCUUCCAUAUUAUGAAAAGAAAGUUUACCAACAAAGAAUGGGAAACAAUCAGAAGCUUUAAGGAUGAAUGGACUCAACUGGAUAUGUUUUACAGGAAUUGGGCACUGAAAGAAAGCUUCAUAAAAGCCAUUGGUGUUGGACUAGGCUUUGAAUUGCAAAGGCUUGAAUUUGAUAUAUCCCCAUUAAAUCUGGAUAUCGGCCAAGUUUAUAAGGAAACACGUUUGUUCCUGGAUGGGGAAGAAGAAAAAGAAUGGGCAUUUGAAGAAAGCAAAAUAGAUGAGCACCAUUUUGUUGCAGUGGCUCUUAGGAAACCGGAUGGAUCUAGACAACAGGGUGUUCCACCUCAAGAUGAUUCUAAACCAACUCAGAGGCAGUUUACUAUUCUCACCUUUAAUGAUUUAAUAUCAUCUGCUGUUCCUAUGACCCCCGAAGAUCCUUCAUUUUGGGACUGUUUUUGCUUCACAGAAGAAAUUCCAAUACGAAAUGGUACAAAGUCAUGAUAGGAUUCCCUGAGUAACAAAGGAAAAUGAAAACUAUUUGUAAUCUUCUGUAUUCACUAAAAAAUAAAUGCCUGAUUGUAUCAAAUUUUAUUUCAAAAACCAGUUUUUAAAGAACAACUUUUCCUAUUAGAAACCGCAAGCUGUCAGUUCAGGAUAGCUCACUAGGAUAUGUGUUUCCUCUUCUUUUCCCCCAAAUUGCACUGGAUUGACAAGUAGAAAAGGUAGCAGAAUCCUGAAGUGAUAAGUGCUUGUUGUAGAAAAGAAUAGAAAAUACAAAUAGGCAAGAAGGAAACAUUUAAAUUCUUACCUUUCUGCGAUCAUGAUUCCUAAAACCAGAAGUAUCUUUCGAGCCCUCCUUCUAGGCAAAUAAAUCCAUAUUGGUACACUUUUUUUUUUAAUGGAAACAUGGUGGUGUAUCUUCUUUUUAUUGUCUUAACUGCACAUAUUCUGGUCAUCAUCAAUAAUUUGUGGCACAACCGGCAGGCACUAGAGGCUUCUGCUGUAUAGUUCAUAUCAGGAUGCUUUUGACCAGAGGUAAUCGUGUCCAAAUACAAUGAACUUGAGUAGCCAGGAGCACGUCUCACCUGACGUCACACAGUGCAGAGGUGCCCUCGAGGACACUUGCUUGGACCAGAGGUAACCGUGUCCAAAUACAAUGAACUUGAGUAGCUGGAGGCAUGUCUCACCUCCCCUCACAGAGUGCAGAGGAGCCCUCCAGGACACUUGCUCUGCUUGAGCCUCAGUUUGUUGGUUUUGCCUUCGGCUUCUCUCCCUCAUCGUAAGAGCUGCUCUUGUAACUUCAGCUUCAGCCCUUCGUAGAUUAGUAUCUAACAGGCAGCUGAGGCCAUUUCACCUCCCAUGUCUCAUUGUGUCAGGGAAGAGGGCUUGCCCAAAUCCCGGCAUUUCCCCUGACUUCCUGUUGAUUCAGAUCUCUGAGAAAGCUGUCAUCCCCUCCCACAUUGUGCACCUCUGUGAGAAGUGGACUCUGGGUAAGGGGGAGGCUGAGGGGUGGGGGCAGGGUGGCGAGCAACCUUGGUGUGGUGGUCGGGGGCAUUUAUCCUGCUGCCUGAGGCCUAAGUCAGGUGUGCUGUGGCCCACAGACUAUCUCUGGGUUGGGCUUUCUGUCUGCACUUUAACUACCAGCAGUGGUGCAUGGAUGAUGGUCCUGUAACCACGUUGUGAGUUCCAUGCUUACUUGAGGCCGUAAGAAAGCUUCUACAAGUGGCCCACAAGGCUUGAGCAUUUUUAGAGCUCUGUGAGUAUUGCCAGAUGACUCCAGCAAGGCCCCACACCUUAUUACAUGUCUGGUUGUUGUGUGUGUGACACCCUCGCUCCCGCCCCCUCUCCCAUACACAAUCUCCCUGGUCAGCUGUAGAUACUAUCCCUUUUAAAAUUUAAUCUUUGCCAAUAUAAGUGAAAAAUGGGAUCUUAUUUUUUUAAUUUGUAUUUCUUUAAUUACAAAUGAGAUUGAUACAUUGGUGGUGCUUUGGGCUGUUUUUAUUCCUUUCUUAUGAACCACUUUUUGUUGUCUUUGUCUGUUUUAAUUUAGCAAAUAGGACUUAGAGUGGGAACAUAAUAUAUAAGAUGCCAAGACCGUCAUGUCAAUGGCAAAUCUCUCAUGGCUGUAGUGCAUGUCUUGGGGAGUUAAAGUCUUGUUACUGUUAAAUAUCAAGAAGUGAAAUAAUUUCAUUGUUUUGUUACUAAAAUUAAAAAUUGUGUGUAAAUUGUAUAAAGUUAGAUACUUCGUAAAAGAAAAAUUGGAAUGUUUUGUAAUUUUUUAUUAAGCAUGCCCAAAUAUCCCACGCGUAGUAGAUAAUGUGUUUUUAAAAGAUCAAGUAGCAUCUAACACAGGAAACGUUGUUAUUCCCAGCAUGAAUGUAAUGGUGAUAUGAAAAUCUGUCAUUUGUCUUGUCAUGAUAAUAAAGCUGUUACCUUUAGUGAAUUUUUAUGA